UCCCCAAAUCCUGAGUCCGGAGCGACCUCUGUAAGGAAUGUGGGAACCAAAUCCAGUCUUGGUCCAACCUCCGGCCUUAGCAGUCAGUUGGAGGAUGGCAGACCCUCCCCAGCUCACAGGGGCGUGCAUGGAUCCACCCCAGCUAUCCCCCCUCUCAGGGGCGUAUCUUAUGAUUGUUGUGGGGGAACCCUUCAGUGAAGAGCAUAAGCAGCUUAUACUUCGUAAAAUUGAGCAAGGUUUAAAGAGUUGGGAUAUCUCCGAGGUUCAUGUGGACCUGGAGAAGGAGUUGUCUGUGAUCACGGACUGUGCUCCACCUGGAGAGGAGGCCAGAGGAGGAGAGCGAUUAAUUCAAUUCGCUACAGAAAACUUAGUUACUGAAGUUCUUAUUCACCCUCAGGUGAACACACUUCAACAAUGCAUGAAGAAUAUGCUUGGAAGCUUUACCAAGCAUCGACAUAUUAUACAUGCUGGAUACACAUUCGCAGCUCAGGGUUCCUGGAUACUGCAGGAUGGAAACUUCUCGAAUGAAGAGUUUGUUAGUGUUUUUGAAGAAUAUGAUGUACAGCGUGUCAUCAGAUCCUUCGAGAGAUCAAUCUCAAUCCAUCUUCACUGUUGUCCCAGAGGAGAUUGGAACCAGGAUGUUAUGAACCAGCAGCCGUUCUCUAAACUGUGUCAAGUAUCUGUAAACCCUGAGACAGCAUUCAAGGAUUCGGAACCGGUUUCCCAAUUCAUCAACUAUCUGGAUCCGUUCCUACAACCACAAUCUAUCCAGGAACGACUCCCACCCUCAGAUGUGGUGGGAAACAUACGGUUCAGCCAUCCAACCCUUUAUGUGUUCCCGGGUGGACAAGGAGACUCAGCUCUCUUUGGCAUCAACGGGUUUAAUAUGCUCAUAGAUGGCGGGUUUAGUCGAAAAGCUUGUUUCUGGGAUUUUACGCGGCAUCUGGAUCGUCUGGACGCAAUACUUAUUACUAGACUUAAUGAUGAAAAUACCCAAGGAAUUAACGCAGUAUUAGAGAGGAAGGUUGUGAAUAAUGUUUAUCCACAGAUUGGUCAUUUCUUCGCCAAUCUAGUUGUUGGAGAAGGAGAGGUCGAGAAGAAAGAUGAAGCUGAUAAAGAUCAGCUUCUAGUAAAUGUUGUUCAUGAAGCAAACUCAAUGAUUGAGAACCUUCGAAUUCUCAACCUUAAACCACAAAUAUGCUUCCGGGAUAAUGUGUGUGACCCCAUUAACCUGUACCAUAAGGUCGGGCAUGGCAAGCUUGACAUGUACGUGCUCAACCCGUCCAAAGAUUCCCGGGAAGUAAAAGAAUUUAUGUCACGUUGGAGUGAAGAUGGUGGCCAUCUUGGCACCUUCAAAUCUGGAAUAAAUGUGGAUGGGAAGGAAUUAUGGCUUCCAAUAGCAAACUUAGUAUCUGUUUGUGCACUUGUUGUCUGGCACCCAGCUAACCCUAAUGAUACAAUUACUAGGCUUCUUUUCCCUGGUAGCACCCCGCAGAAUAAAAUAUUUAAAGGAUUAGAAAAACUAAAAAAGUUGGAAUGUUUGAAAUAUUCAACAUGCUCAGCAAACACCUUGCAACAGGCAAAAUCUAAACAACCAACUCAAACAAAAGAAUUUGAGAUGAAGAAGGAAAAAGUAUUUAAACCACAACAAUCUGAAGAAGAAAAGAUUGCAAAACAAGAGAAACUUGCUAAAAAGAAAAAAGAAAAAUUAAGAAGAGCAAAGGAAGAAAAGAACCAGUUUUAA
Eurytemora carolleeae is the source of this 1744-nucleotide messenger RNA. RefSeq names its product microtubule-associated protein futsch. The record is from RefSeq and is a predicted model, not a curated record. Gene Ontology annotation, cellular component: neuronal cell body; synapse; microtubule. The coding region runs from base 38 to 1744 and encodes 568 amino acids. Lineage: Eukaryota; Metazoa; Arthropoda; Copepoda; Calanoida; Temoridae. Gene Ontology annotation, biological process: regulation of microtubule depolymerization; axonogenesis; microtubule cytoskeleton organization. Gene Ontology annotation, molecular function: microtubule binding; actin binding. The transcript has 7 exons.